UUCAUGUAAAGUAAUGUACACAACAAGUUAAUAGCACAUUCACUUAUUAUAAAAACUUGGAACAACCUAAAAACAGUAACAGUCAAACGGGUUCUCAAUUAAUAUAAUCAGUGAUUCAUCUAGUUUCUAUAAGAUAUUGACAGGGAUUAAAACUUCAGGUAAUUAUCAUCAUUGAUUGUAUAAACGUAAAGACAUAACAUGAUAUCUCGAACUUUACUGCACACCUGGUUGAACUUUAUGAUAAUUUUCUUCUUCAUUCAACUUGGUAGAACCGACUUUCACUGUAGAAGGAAGGGAUUUAACUGUAAAAGUGGUGGAAUUUGCAAUGCUGGUGAUGGAUCAUGUUCUUGUCCGGCAACUCAAGCAGGAUACGACUGUUCAUUAGAUACUGAUAAAAUGGAAUGUGACAAAAAUCCAUGUGAAAGCGGAGGUACCUGUUACGAGCAAGACAAAUGUUUCUGCUCACCUGAUUAUUACGGAGAAAGAUGUCAGUAUAAAACAGUUACUCAAGAAUGUUUAGGUUCUGAAAUUCAAAUGAGGUUUGUGGUUCCUGACACAUUUAGAGGAGAGGUUUACCUGAGUGAGGAUGAAGACAACUGUAAAUUUAAUCAGAUGAAAGCAGGUGUUCCAGGAUUAAACAAGACUUUUUUUUUGUACUCGUUGACAAUUCCGUUCAAUUCCACUGAUAAUGUGUGUUCACAAUCUAUAAACAAAACAAAAGAUGAACCGAUGGAGGGAGAUGUAACCCGAUUUGUUGAUGUCGUGGUCAGUUAUAACCCAAUGUUUAUAUCCAGUACCGAUAGUAUCAUCAUAUAUAGUUGUAUUCAUAAAGGCUCCAAUUUUACUAUGUUUGCAGAACUUGAUGAUGUUGGUUUAAAUGAAAGAACAAACUUAAAGAAAAACAUCCUUUCUGGUACCUAUUUGCCUGUCAAAUUUGCAGUUCAGAAUAAAGAUGGCCAACCUUUAGAUAAGCCUCUAUUUGUAGGCGACAUCUUUAAGUUAUUAUUCUUCCUCGCAGAUACUGAUGUGUAUGAAAGUCUCAGAAUUGACAACUGCAUAGCCAAUAACACGUUAUCAGGAAAGCCAUUACAAUUUGAAUUUGUUAAGGAUGGAUGUCCCACUGAAGAUGGAAAGAAUAUCAUGGUGAAUACAGACGGUCCACUUGCAGCCACGUACAGAAAACCUGGUUCAACAGAAGAACUACCAGCCUCAGAACUCUUCAUGUACGCGUUCAAAUUCAAAGGAACAACAAAUGUUGGCUUUAACUGUGCUGUAAAAAUAUGUAAAAAAGGAGAAGGAAGCUUUUGUAAGCCUCGUGAUUGUUCUCUGCCCCUUGGAGCACCAACAACAGUUGGUACCUCGACUCCCGUAGUUGUCGACGUAACUUCUGCUCCAGCGUUAGUCCCUGAGCUGCAAGGUAAUACAGAAACUGGAAACGAGACUUCAAGCAAUAGUACACAACCAUCCAUCAGAAGGAAAAGAGAUUCAAAUGGAGAUAGGCAAUUUGUAUCCGCAAUACUGACCAUUAAAGAGCCCUCAUUAGAUGAAGUACUCAUUUUCCCUAAUAUUGGACAAGAAAAUAUCAAAAAAGGGAACCUGAAAACAAUGACAGCAGAUAAAGAAAUCACUAACUGUGUCAUGUCACAAAACAUUAUUAUUGUUAUAGUUGUCCUAGCAACAUGGGUGUUUGUACUCGUAGUAAUUUCGUCCGUGUUAGCAGUAUCAAAAUGCAGGAGUCAUAGAAGAAUUCAGAUUCUCAAAAGUAAACAAAGUUCAUUUGAUUUUAACUAUACCAUUCCCAGACCAAAAUUGAAUAUCUAAUGAUUUACUUCUACCAAUUAUUCAUAGGUUCGUUUUGAAUUGAUGAGUUCUAAUAUAAUCAGUGUAUAAUAUGUAUAGAAUUUAUAAACUGUAAACGACUGUUGAUACUUGAGUGUUUAUUUGAAAACACUAUGUUGUUUUCUUGACCAUGAAUGUAGAACUUUCUAGUUUUUGUCAACAACUUAAGUUGAUAAUAUGAAGUCCCUGAAUUUACAAAACUAAGUACUCGCCAUGCUUUGUUUAUCUGUCAAAUGUUUGACUUGUUAAGCGAAUCUCAGACCUCACAUCGAUGUUUUCCUUAUUUAUACCAUUUGUCGUAAAAAUCAACUCACAAAAUUAAACCUGCAGUCAAUCCGACAUAAUUAUAUAAUAUAGUUCUAUAGUUAUAUUCCUUUAAAUUUAAAAUGACGGUUUCUCUUUGAUUAUUAUAAAAUGUGUCAUCUUAUCAUCUUAUACUUACAGAUAACUAUAAAGUGUGAUAACAUAUCAUCUAUGAAUUUUUGUUUUUACCGCACAUUUGAUCUUAUUAAUGUUUUAGGGUUGAACAUCUUUAAAUAAUAAACAUUUCUUCCUUAACAGAGAUAAAACUUUUUGUUAUAUGGAAUUGUGUCAUGAAUAGCUACAAGUUGAAAUAUUUAUAGUAUAUGUUUAAAGAGAAACUUUUUUAGUUUUUCUCUGAAUCGGAUUUCAAAAGAGGUUUUAAAUAUAUUUUUAAAUGGAUGACUAAUAAAUUCAUGUUUCUUGUUUGUUUUUUAAGUAGAAAAGACAGAUAGCAAACCACAAUUGAAACUUUUUAGUCGAAAACAACAGUACAACGCUAUUUCGUUUAAGAAAUUUAACAUGAUACAUUUCCUGUGAUUAGUCUUUUUUUAUUGAUAAGAGAAUUGUUGUUUGCUUAACAUCUAGUGUCAAAUAUUUUUGGCAAAUUCAAGAUCCCAAAACAUUAGCAAUAAAUCUAAUUGACAAGCUUUAUAUAACUACUCUAAUGGGGUUAACAGCUGACAAUGUUGACUGCAACUUGAAUUAAAUCCUAUGUUGGAGAGGGGCAUACAUUUUGACAUUCAGCAGGAACCCCUCAAAGGAUAGUUGCAAGGGUUCUUUGAGUUACAUAGAGCGCAUUACUUUUGCAAUACUUAGAUCUUAAAUGAACUGUACGUGGCUGUACUCCCAAUACAACCACACUAAUGUCCCUUAUAAUAAUGCAACCUACUGAUGCCAUUGUCAUACUGUGUGUAAAUGUUUUAGAAUUUAACAAUAAUAAGCAUGGGAAGCGGUAAUCUGGUGUUAUUUUCUAGGCUUUUUUCAAAACUAUCUUUUUUGGUCUAAAAUUACUAAGCAAACGCAUCAAUAAUGAUAUUUUAAUAAAUUGCAGUGUAAUGUGUAAUACAAAGGUUGACCUUUUAUGCACUAGAUUACAGUCACAGAUUUUGUAAAAUUCAUUAUGAUAGAAAUAUUGAAUUGUAAAGACUCAAGUGUGUCAAUUCAUGUAUUGGAUUUAUAAUAAUAAAAAUGCUAUCAAAC
Messenger RNA from Mytilus trossulus (common blue mussel), 3342 nucleotides. Its product is annotated as EGF-like domain-containing protein 2. Bases 199 to 1821 code for a protein of 540 amino acids. The record is from RefSeq and is a predicted model, not a curated record. Gene Ontology annotation, molecular function: Notch binding. NCBI's taxonomy places the organism in Eukaryota, Metazoa, Mollusca, Bivalvia, Mytilida, Mytilidae. The transcript is spliced from 11 exons.